Molecule: messenger RNA, 1867 nt
Organism: Patiria miniata (bat star)
Lineage: Eukaryota; Metazoa; Echinodermata; Asteroidea; Valvatida; Asterinidae
Exons: 1
Coding region: 293-1867 (524 amino acids)
Source: RefSeq, a predicted model, not a curated record
GAAAGCAUAUGUCAGGCACUAUCGUUUUCAUGCGCAUGUUGGCAAUGUGACAUUUCCAUGGGGGUAGCAAAGUGUACCCGUAUAUUCAAAACCUACAAUGCAUUCAGUAUUCAUGUGACUAGGGAACAUAGGCAACAACGUUUGGAUGCACGAAAAGCACGCUUGAAAACAAGGGCAUGUUCAUGUAAUUCUGGUGCUUGUAAACUAAAUUUAAGUUGUCAGCUUUAGUCUUGCCUCCAAACAUUCCCAGACCAAGCAUCACUUUUGCUUCAUCUGAAGGCACACAUCGAUAAUGGAUUCACAGUCUCUUGCCCAUUUGUCCUCUGUGACAAAACAUACAAUGUUAAAUCAUUAUUUACUUAUCUUCUAUCAAGAUGCCACCCAAUCAUGCAUAUGUUACUCUUCUGGUAGUGCAAAUACUGAAACAUCUGAUCUGGAACAUUCAAAAACUCCAUGUACAGGCUCAACUUCUCCUGAGAGUUACGAUGAGGAGGAGAUAAUACAUACUGGUACAUGUACUGGAGAUGAAUUUGACGCACCUGAUAAUGAUGAUGAUGAAGAAGAGAAGGAUAACAUUGAACAGCUUUAUCUGCACAAUUUGGCAUUAUUUUAUUUGCGCCUUCAAACAAAAUACCAUGUCCCCGCUUCUACUAUUCAAAUUGUAAUCGAUGAACUCAAUAGCAUAAACAAAAUUCACGUUCAUCGUAGACAGUUCAUGAAAAGCAAGUUAGCCAGUGUAGGCUUAGACAGUGACCUAAUUUCACAGAUACUGUCAGAUGUAGAAAGCCAGGAUUUAUUUUCAGUCGCACACCAAAAGACAACAGGUCCUCUUCGUUCUGAUUUUUCACGAAAGGAAUUCUACAAAAGCAACAUGUCAUUCAUAGAGCCAGUUGCAAUACGGCUUGGUAUUGAUGAAAACAGUAAGCUUCACCACUACCACUAUGUUCCCAUCAAAAAGUCUAUAGAGACACUCUUCAAAGAUGAUGAGGUGCAAGAGCAGUAUCACAAUCCUUUGACUGGGAGAGAAAAUGUGUACUCUGAUUUUACUGACGGAACAGCAUACAAAAAUAAUGAACUGUUCUCACGUGUGCAAGGCUCUGUUAAGUUAAUCCUGUAUCAAGAUUCUUUUGAGAUCGUCAAUCCUCUGGGCUCCGCUAAAAAGAAGCACAAAAUAUUGGCGGUAUACUAUUCACUUGGAAACUUGCAUCCAUACAAUAGAUCCAAAAUAGACCCCAUCCAGCUUGUAAGUUUGUGCAAGGAAUCUGAUGUGCAGUAUUUUGGCCAAGAACGUUUCUUCUCUAGACUGGUAGCGGAUCUGAAGGACAUUGAAGACACUGGCUUGCACAUUGGAUUUGGUGCAAAAGUGAAAGGAUCUGUUGUAGCCUUUUUAGGUGAUAACCUAGGAAGCCAUUUUCUAGGUGGCUUCUUGGAGAAUUUCAGUGUGGAGUUGGACGAUAAAGCAAUAGCUUGCCAUGUGGAGUUGUACAGAGAGAGUGUACAGCAAGCAGUUUCUUCAAUCCCACAGCUGCUGUCAGGAAGCUUUGUUAGUAACAGCUGUGUGGUAUGUGGCACCCAGUAUUCCAGGGGGAUGCAUGUCAUCUUAGAAAAAGUAGACGGGAAUCUUAUUGUUGGAGAAGUUGAAAUGAUUAUAGUUUCUUCGUGCAACACCCCCUUCAUAGUCGUAAAACUCGGCAAGUGUGAAUAUGUUGCAAACAUUGGGCUGCAUAAACUCCUACCAAUGGACGAUGAACUUGUGAAGUGCGUGAGAAUAGACAAACUUUUAGAUUACAACCCACUUCAUGCAAACAACAUCAAAGGAGGAGAUACAAUAAUAGCAUUGAAGCAUUCAGUAGUUGGUGGACUUUAA